GCCGGCCGCCCGCGGCGGGCCCCGCGCCGCGCGCACCUGCCGUCCCCGCUGCGUCCGGGCGCCGGGAGCCUCCGCCGGGGGCGUGGCCGCCGUGAGGUCGGCGACAGGUGGGCCGGCGGGGCGGCUCCGCUUCUGCGCCCUCGGCCGGCGGGGCUCCGGGCGGCGCUGGGGCCGGGCAGCCCGGGCGCAGGGCCGUCGCGCGCCCAGGGCCCCGUGGGCAGCCCGCGGCGAGUCCCUGGGGAAGCCCGGAAGGUCCCGAGACCCGGGACAAGCCAGCCCUCGCCCCGGGAUGAGCUUCCCUGACCCGUAACAUGAAGGUCCGGACGGCGAGCUCCCCCGACGUGAGUGAUCUCCGGAGACCACACGCAGGAAGCUGCCGAGGGAAAGCACAGCUUUAAGUCCAUGGCCCAAAAUGCCUCUGCCACUGGAGACUCUCUUCUGUGAAGAAGACGACCAGACAGGAGGCUGGAAUGAGCAUGCCACUGCACCCAAUCUCUGCCAUUCCUUCUCAGGAUGCCGCCUGCUCUAAAGUCUGCAGAAGUAAGACCAAAGAGAAGGAGAGGGAAGAGCAGAAUGAGAAGACUUUGGGACAUCCCAUGAGUCAUUCAAGUAGCAUUUCUAAGGUCGGGGCUCCUCCGCCGGUGUCGGCUCCGGUGCACGCCUUCUCUCGCUCCUCCGUCACGCCUUCCAGCCAGGACAUCUGCAGUUCCAGGGCAGUGUGCUCUGCGUGCGGUCACCACCGCCCCAUGCAGGCCGCCGUUGUCCUGCAGGCGGCCCGGGGCCCGCGCGCCCUGGCGCCCGGGCUCACGGUGACCGUGCUGUGUGCGGACCCGCUGCCCGCGCCCGGGAAGCCCGCCCCGAGCAGCAGAGCCAGGCGGCCCCUCAGGUUCUCCAAGUCCCUCAACGACGUGGGCGAGAAGGCCCCGGACGCCGCGGAGAGCUUUGGCUACGUGGAGAGAACCUGCUCCGAAGGGAAACUGGUGCUCCCUCAAGAUCCGUGUCUCCGAACUAACAGGUUCCACCAUAGACAGAAAAGAACUCUGAAUCGCAAACCUCUGGGCCAUUCCAAACAUUCUUGCGUUUCAUCGCUCUAUGCGGCCCCGCCAGCUGCCUCCGAGGCGGAGGGCGGCAAGGGCGGCCUGCACGGCCCUCUGCUGGAGGAGCAGGCGGACGAUGAGGCGGUCUGCGGAAGCCGGCGGCUGCUCAGGUGCCUGCUCUCCCUGUCGCGCGGCUCGAGCUUCCAGGGGCUGGAGAGCGGGGCCCGGCCGCGCAGCGCCCAGUCCUCCAGCGGGCUGGCCGGCAGCGCCGGCUUCUGCUCCGACGACAUGGGCGACGACGACGUCUUCGAGGACAGCGCCUCCGCCAGGUCCAAGGGCAGGGCCCCGCGGGCGCCCCUCUGCUCCGCCGAGAAGGACAGCGACCUGGACGGCUCCUCUCCCCUCUCUGACAAAUGCCCCCCCGUCUCUCCUGUGUCCGCGUCAGGGGAGGCCUGCAGGAUCUGCCACUGCGAGGGCGACGACGAGAGCCCCCUGAUCACGCCCUGCCACUGCACGGGCAGCCUGCACUUCGUGCACCAGGCCUGCCUGCAGCAGUGGAUCAAGAGCUCCGACACGCGCUGCUGCGAGCUCUGCAAGUACGAGUUCAUCAUGGAGACCAGGCUGAAGCCGCUGAGAAAGUGGGAGAAGCUGCAGAUGACGGCCAGCGAGCGCAGGAAGAUCAUGUGCUCCGUGACGUUCCACGUCAUUGCCAUCACCUGCGUGGUCUGGUCCUUGUACGUGCUCAUCGACCGCACGACCGAGGAAAUCAGGCAGGGGCAGGCGACAGGCAUCCUGGAGUGGCCCUUCUGGACCAAGCUGGUGGUGGUGGCCAUCGGCUUCACCGGCGGCCUCCUCUUCAUGUAUGUUCAGUGCAAAGUGUAUGUGCAAUUGUGGAAGAGACUCAAGGCUUACAACAGAGUCAUCUAUGUGCAGAACUGCCCAGAAACAAGCAAAAAGAAUGUUUAUGAAAAGCCUGCCCUCUCGGAGCCCAGUUUGGGCCGUAAAGACGGGCGUGGAGUGUGCCCUUCCGACACCACCUCCAGCGGCACGGAGCCCGAGGACGCGGGAGUGGAGAUCGUCCCCGUCUGAGGGAGCGCGUUUCCUGCAGUCUGCCCGCCGGCGGCCGAGGGCAUGGUGCUGCCGGCACAGCCCGGCCGGCCCUGCUGUCCCUGCUCCUCGGCCUCCUGCCGAGCCUCCUGGCAGCCCCUCGCAGCAGGCCUGUGGGCGGCGGAGCGGACACCAGCGGAGCAGAAUGGGUGACAUGUCAGGCCUGAGGGAGGCAGGAGCAGGGUGGCGGCCCUGAGGGCUGGCAGCAGGCCCAGCGCGGAGUGUCGUCACGGAGGAGGACCCUCCUCCCGGGAGAGCCGGAGGUGCUCCCUCCCCGCUGCCUGCGUCCGCCCCAGCCGUGGCCGUGGUGCUCUGUGCGUGGUGGCCGGCGAGGCACUAAGCAAACAGCACUUUACAGAAAGAGCCUUUAUUUUAUGUUUCCAGUGAGAUGGACAUUUAAAAGAAUGUCUCCUUCAGAGACCUCUCCAUGACCCUGACGGCCACCUCAUGUCCCAACAGAUCUGAAACCCUUUCUGCCUUACGUGUCCUGAGAAACGUGACGCCUCUUCUGUGUCCAUUAAAGGGACUUGUGACCAUAAAGCAGGCAACAGGUCUGGCCUGUCUGUAGCAUUUCAGGGAAUGGAUGGUUCUAAUGGGACUUGAGCACAGGUCCUGAGGUUUCAGACCUGUGUUAAAAGUCUUGCAGACAUUUCCUUCUUUGUCAGCACUGAAAAGAAAGGGCUUGUGGGGUCUAAAUGAAAGGAAAAGUGAAUAAUUAAAAC
Messenger RNA from Pipistrellus kuhlii (Kuhl's pipistrelle), 2866 nucleotides. RefSeq names its product membrane associated ring-CH-type finger 8 (gene MARCHF8). The coding region runs from base 471 to 2126 and encodes 551 amino acids. Gene Ontology annotation, cellular component: cytoplasm; early endosome membrane; late endosome membrane. NCBI's taxonomy places the organism in Eukaryota, Metazoa, Chordata, Mammalia, Chiroptera, Vespertilionidae. Gene Ontology annotation, biological process: protein polyubiquitination; antigen processing and presentation of peptide antigen via MHC class II; immune response. Gene Ontology annotation, molecular function: MHC protein binding; ubiquitin protein ligase activity; zinc ion binding. The record is from RefSeq and is a predicted model, not a curated record. The transcript is spliced from 8 exons.